Molecule: messenger RNA, 537 nt
Organism: Trichoderma breve
Lineage: Eukaryota; Fungi; Ascomycota; Sordariomycetes; Hypocreales; Hypocreaceae
Exons: 1
Coding region: 1-537 (178 amino acids)
Source: RefSeq, a predicted model, not a curated record
AUGGAGUACCCCACGAGCUUCGACCUCUCUCCCGCUGCCGCCGGAAACCCACAAGAGCCCAACACCGAGGGCAAAGGCCUUGCCAUCCGGAAGCCAUUCGCAAGCGUGACCAACGCUAUUGGGAACCCUGCUUUGCUCUCUCUCUCGCAGCCCGGGAGGGAGGACGUCCAAAACAAAGGCGGACCGGCCACCGAUGCUGGCCACAGCCAGAGCACACACACCACAGAUACCGAUGGUGUCGUUGGCAGCGGAGGCGUCGACGAUGCCAACGGUGGUGCCCGUGAUGACCUCUCGCGGCCAAACGUCCAAACACUCCCGGCUGGUUUGGCCGCCAUGGAUCGCCCUACCGGUGGUGCCGGCAAGACCUCUACCAGUUAUACCAAUGCAGAUGGUAUGAGUAUCUGUAGCAUGGGCACUUCAGACUCCAAGGCUGGCGAUUCUGCGUACGGCACAGCCAACGAUCCUUAUGUCGACCAUGAGGUCUCGCAUAUAGCGCCCUGGGUUCAGGAUGACCUCAGUAGUCUGCGCAAAGAGUAA